This is a messenger RNA of Bactrocera tryoni, 2485 nucleotides long. RefSeq lists its product as uncharacterized. The annotation marks the transcript as partial. The transcript has 4 exons. Lineage: Eukaryota; Metazoa; Arthropoda; Insecta; Diptera; Tephritidae. The record is from RefSeq and is a predicted model, not a curated record.
AUGGAAAUAAAAACACGAAAAUUGUGUAGUAAUGAAGAUAAUAUCGUGCGAUGUAGCGCUGUUGAAAAUAUAGAAAAUGUAACGUUACAAGAAAAUCAAUUUCACAGCCAACAACUUCAUAUUUAUGAACAGCGUAAUGAAUGCAUUACUCCCGAAGUUAUUCUACAUAGAGACACAGGAAUUCCUGGCGAUGGUAAUUGUCUAUUCCACUCGCUCAUAAGUGUUUUGCAACUUCAAAUUGAGAGUUGUGACUUGAGAAAUCAGUUACGCGAUUCACCCUAUUUAAACUCCUGCCACAAUCCGCAAGAAGCAUAUAACAUUCUAUCAAGUAGUAAUGAUUACGGAGAUUUGGAUUGUUUGUACUUAUUCUCUAAAAUGUACAAUCAAAAUAUUUGUGUACAUUAUUGUUUUUACAACAUAACUACAACGAAUGAAGACACUAUCUUUUGUCAUUUUAAAGCGAAUGAUACACAAAACUGGAUUCAUCUUCAUCUUCGUGAACAACAUUUCACACCUUUUUAUGAAGUAUCAGAUUUAUUUGAGACAGUACAAGACGCUACCCAAAAUGAAGCCCAUGGUGAUGCCAAUAUUGAACUAUAUCGUGAUAAUUAUGAUGAAGAUCCUACAGAAGAUAACCAUAACAAUCAUGAAAAUGAAAUUGAGAUUGAUAGAGAAGAUCGAAUUGGUGAAAAUAAUAUGGAUUUUAUUGAUGAUGGCACUAUUCCAGUUUAUACAAAUUAUCGUAAACACAGUAUAAGUCAUAUUGAUUUUUAUAACAAAUUUACGAGUAAUUUAUUCGGUCAUUCUUGUAUUAUUUGCGACAGACUAUGGUGGAAAAGAGACUUGAAAAAGUCGACCAGUAAACAUGAAAGUAUUUUGAAAACAAUAUUGCAGAAUUACAUACCUGGUGAAAUUGUUCAAGUCUGCUCUACGUGUUAUACAUCUUUGCAAAACGAAAAAAUUCCUCUCAUGUCAACCUACAAUGGUUUUGCAUAUCCGAAAAUUCCAUCACAUUUACCAACGUUAAACCUUAUCGAGCAACGGUUGAUUUCCCCGAGAGUACCGUUCAUGCAGAUUCGUAGACUGAGACACGUUAAUGGUCAGUAUGGUAUUUAUGGACAGAUAAUUAAUGUACCUGUUGAAGUUAAUACAAUGGUGAAACAAUUGCCAAGAAACAUUGAAGAUGACCACUGCUUUUAUGUGCAUUUGAAAAAGAAGUUGAUUCACAAAACUAGUUAUGUCCACGGGCUUAUAAAUAAGAGCCAUAUUAAAGAGUGGUUAUCGUAUUUAGUAUCUACGCCUCUUUAUAUUCAUUAUGACAUUAAAAUCGAUGAAUCUUUUUUUACUGGCAAUGAACGUACUUCGCAAUUGAAUAUGGAUGAAAUAAGUGAACAUGUGCCAAUUGAAGACAAUUUAGUUGCGCAGCAACAAACUCUUUUGUGGAAUGAUGAUUAUUUUUUGAGUAUAGCACCCGCUGAAUAUAACAGGCCAGUCAGUAUUUUAAUGGAUGAACAUGCGGAAGAACUAUCUUUUCCGACAAUCUACGGCGGUCAGUUUCGAACAUACAGAGAUGGUGUUAUUGUUACUCCAUUUAUGCAAGCUACCAGCGAACUUCGGCGUACUGAUAGGCGUGCUACUGACCCACAACACCUUUUAUACAUCGCUGUUAAAAUUAUGAGGUUGAGAAUUAUACUAGAUGAAUAUGCUUGUGCAACAUAUGUUGUUGAAUAUGUCAAUAAGCAUAAUAGAGGGAUUAGUAAUUUGCAAAGGCAAAUAAUUGACAUAAUGGACGAGCAUCCAGAAUUCGACAUUGUCGAUAUCACGAAAAAAAUGAGUAUUGACAUACUUCAGUCUGUUGAAAUGCCGGCACAAGAAGCCGCUUGGUAUUUAUUAAGAGAACCUAUGGCUCAGUCAUCGGUGGUGACAGUCUACAUUCCAACGGUAUUUCCUACUGAACGCACAAGAAGUAGAAAAUCUAUGAAGGAGCUUGAAGCUUUAGAUGAUGAUUGUACGAACAUUUGGAAAGAGAAUUGGCUUGAUAAAUAUGAGAAAAGACCUGAAGAACUCCGCGAUGUUACGUUAGCACAAUUUGUUGCAAAAUAUUACCUAAAUACAAAGGGAACUUACACUAAAAGAGAUACUGCAAGAAUAAUAAGAUACAGGAACUACGAUAUGGCUGACAAUUACAACGAUUAUAGGCGUGAGAUGGUUCUGUUGCAUGUUCCUUUUCAAAGUGAAGAAAAUGAUAUUAUUGCUGAAAAUAAGUUCAUUCAAAUAUACGAGGACAACAAAGAUACGAUAUUAGAACGUAGGAAAGAAUUUGAAUCAAAUUUGGACAUAGAGAAAACUUUAGAAAUUUGUAGACAGUUGUGCCGAGAAAACGAUGAAGAACAAGAAGACGAAGAAUUAUUAAGAGCGGUUGAUAUAUUGCAUGAAAGAGAUCCUUAUGACUUAUUGCUACGUGAUCCAAACUCAACUGCUAACC